This is a messenger RNA of Xenopus laevis (African clawed frog), 4820 nucleotides long. RefSeq names its product R3H domain and coiled-coil containing 1 like L homeolog (gene r3hcc1l.L). The coding region runs from base 277 to 2430 and encodes 717 amino acids. The record is from RefSeq and is a predicted model, not a curated record. The transcript has 8 exons. NCBI's taxonomy places the organism in Eukaryota, Metazoa, Chordata, Amphibia, Anura, Pipidae.
GCGUAACAGAUAAGCGGGACGUGACGUCACAGUCUCGCGAGAGGAGAUUCGCGACGUCCGGAUUUGCUGUCCUGCAAGAGUCCAGAAGCGACACAUUACCGGCGGCUCUGCGGGACUUUUAAACAGCGGUCCGCGACUGUGGUCUGAACAAUGGACCGUCCCGGGAAAUGUAACUCUGCUGGAUGGUAAAUAUUUGAUCGCUCCUGCUUCUCUUCUAUUGCAGUCGUGAAUGUUGUAGCUGUUAGAGAGGCAGGUAAUACACAAACAUUUGCUAAUAUGCAGGAUAAAUUGGACAAGUGCAGACCUCGUCCUCGGAGGCCUGACAAGGAGCUGUAUGUGCCGAAAGCUAGACGGGGAAAUGCAACGCAAGAGACAGAACUGGAAUUCGCCCUUGAAAAUACCACCGAGCAAAGCAGUGAUCAUACUUGUGAUGCACAGGGUCAGGCAAAGACUGAGAAAAGAAUUUCCCAUAAGAAAUCUAUAGGCCGCCAUGCACGAGGAGAAGGCAAAGCAACCCCUGGAUCAAGGGUCACUGGGCCACAAGUCAAGGAUGGGAAACUUUCAAGGACCCCUAUAGCACAGAAACACAGGGAUGGAAAUAAAAGGAAUCAGGUGGCGCAAAGAACUGAAGGCGAGGCUGCUGCUUUGUUAUGCGAAUCAGUUAACAUGAUAGGAAUUAAUGAGGCAAAGGAGGCAUUGUUACUGGGCUCCGAUAAUAGUCUCGUGGCUACAUCUCCUGUUGAUUCUAUUACAACUAGUCAGAACUCUGCUCUGUCAAAGCAAGAUGAACAGGUUGUGGCCCAGAGCAAUUCCGACUGUCACAGACUUCCAGAACAGCUUGAGAACACAAAACCAGGCUUAGCAGAGAGUGAUGGGGAACAAAAUAGCUCCAGAAGGGAAGAUCACAUCAAGGAGUGGUGUCAGUCUAGCAAGUUAGAUGUGCAUAGUGCAGCCAAGACAGAGUUAAAGGAGAAUGUGGCUCGGAGCUUAUGCAGGUUAUUGCACAGUGAGGAGCAGGUAAUAAAAACAGGAUCGGUGUCUGCGGCUGACAGUGAAAUGUCAGACUUGGUGGCCAGUUUCCCAUCCGGCAGUUUUGAUCAUGUAACACACAAUCCCAGCAAUACCACUGAUUGCUUGGGGGAUGGAUCCCAUUGCGAUUUAUAUAGUGCUGUAGUCAUCUCUGCCACUGAUAUUAAUAUCUGUACAGAGAAAGCCGAGCAGCUUGCAAUUUGUUCUGAUGAAGCAACAAUAAAUGGAUCUGGGGCAUUAUGCGAAAAACAAGAAAAUAAUAUUAACGUGAAAUCGGAUUUGAUACCAAGUGUAGUAGAGAAUGAAUGGAAGGAUGGGGGCAUUGUCCCUGUUAGCAAUCCCAGUAGCACUGACUCAGAUGGAAAUGCCACAGAUUUGAAGGGGUGUGAAAGCAGCGGGGAUAAAAUGCCUGACAUCCCUUCCUCCCAAAUUGCUGUAGUCUUUAACGAUCCAGAGUCACGCAAUUCUGCACCUAUGGGUGGGGGCGAGGGAAGUUCAGCCAGUGAAAGUGGAGAAGAGAGGAGCACAGACAAACCAUGUACUAAUUCAGGGCUACCGUUGGCUUGCUCAGGGGCACACAAUACAUUGGCUGGGACUGAUGUAACAGGUUCAUUCAGCAGCACUAACAAGCUUCAUAAAAAGGACUCCAGUAGAAGCAAUAAUGUGACUUCUUCAGGGGCUUCGUUGGAAAAUCAAGACCUGGCUGAGUGUGCUGAUGUUGAUGAGAGCUGGGAUUCUCUUUUUAAUGAUGACGGGGAAUGUCUCGAACCUCAUCUUCUGGAAGAGCUGACAAAUAGGGGUGAAAAGGUUCUUCAAGAGCCAAGAUAUAACUAUUAUGACUAUGAAGCUAAAGAACCAGAGUUGGGAGACUUAGAACUGGCCCAUGUGAUCGAGAUUUAUGAAUUUCCGUCUGAAUUUAAGACUGAGGAUUUAAUUCGAGCAUUUGCCAGCUACCAAAAGAAAGGAUUUGAUAUCAAAUGGGUGGAUGAUACUCAUGCCCUUGGUUUAUUCUCUAGUCCUAUAUCAGCUCGUGAUGCACUCAGUAGCAAAAAUCCAAUGGUUAAAGUUCGACCCCUGUCACAAGCCACGAGGGCCUCUAAAGCCAAAGCAAGGGCAUGCUCUGAGUUUCUGCAGCCUGCUAAAGAGCGUCCAGAAACGUCUGCGGUUCUUGCAAGGAGACUCGUGAUUGGUGCCCUGGGAGUGCGCAGCACACAGACCAAAGCUGAACGGGAGGCAGAACGUAAAAAGCUAAAAGAAGCAAAAGGAGAUACUGUAGCCAGGGAGGAGAAAUCGUGUGCUGCAGGAUGGAUCGUUGCCGUUUCUGAAGAGGAGCACAAGCGGAGUUUCCAGAGAAGGCAUUUAGAAGCUAAGCAGCGUGAGGAUGCCUGGGAAGGCAGGUGAUGACUCCGAUGUUUGAACACAGCGAGGAGAAUGACAUGCAUCUAUAACAGAAGACCUCUGAAGAAGAAUAAAAGAUUCUAGCCUGGAACACAUGCGCUGAGUGACCCAUUCAUAGAGCCUUUGUUUGGCAGAGAAAGAAUAAAGAGACUCGCACAGCAGAAAUAGUAGGGAGAAGUGCGAGAGAUUUGCAGUGGUCACUGAGUGAUCCGUUUACUGCAUUUGAUCUACCUGCCUCAUACACAGGGCAACAAUGGCCGCUAACUUGCACUCUAAAUGGGCCCAUCAUGUUAUCAAUGCAGCUCCUUCCUGAUAAGCCUGUGUAUAUCUUUAUUGUCAUCUAAUCUUUCGCUUGGGUGCCAGAGAUAACUUAAAUUCUAAAGGCGCGUUCUUGCGGCAGCAUCCUCAAGCCCCAGGAAAAUCCACAGACUGGAAAAUACUGAGUAACCCCUGCUAAACAUUGUGAUGUGCCAGAGCUUGUAGUUAACAGAACGUUUGUGGUAGAAUAGAACAUUUACUACUUCUAUGGCAGAGUGCUUAUUUUACUGUGAUCACUUGGCUUUGCAAAAAAAAAUAUAUUUUUAGUUCAAUCAACUUAUAAUAAUAAGUAAUAAUAAUAAUAAGAAUAAGUUCUACAUUUACGGCAGGGAUGCACCGAAACCACUAUUUGGGAUUCAGCCGAAUCCUUUGUGAAAGAUUUGGCCGAAUCUGAAUUUGCAUAUGCAAAUGAGGGUCAGGAAGGAGACAAAGUGGGAAAAAAUGUUUUACUUCCUUAUUUUGUGUGUGAAGUUGUGAUUUCCCUCCACGCCCCUAAUUUGCAUAUGUAAAUUCGGUUCGGCCAGACACAAGGAUUCAGCCGAAUCCAGAUCUUGCUUAAAAAGGCUGAAUCCUGGAUUCUGUGCAGCCCUAAUUUAAGGUGAGAACUAUAUCUUUUUUUUUUUUGAAAAGGUUGAAUCUGUGCUGUUUCUCCAUUUGGGUUGCCACCUGUCCGGUUUUGACCUGGACAGCCCGUUUUUUUGAAGGGCUUUUCGAGUCAACACUGCCUGCCCGGUUUUUCAAAUUAGGAAAACCAGGCAGAAUUUCUUGAUGGACGCGGCAAUCUACCAAUCGCCACAUCAUAGCCCAGCCCCUGAUGUCACAGUCCCUGCCCCAUCACUUCAUGGCCCCGCCCCAUCACGUCAUGGUCUGCCCCUGCUUUGUCACUGACCCCACCGGAGUUAGUCGGGAGGAAAGGUGGAAACCCUAUUCUCCAUCCAGAUAAAAGUUAAACGGGAUAUAUUUUUAACAGAUUAUAUAUUGUCACUUACUCGGAGGAAAGGUUAAAUCCGUAGUGGGUGAAAAUGUUAAGCACACUUACCUGUAUUCUAGGUUGGUGGUCCUGUUGUGCACUGGCCUGAGUGAUCAUCCUCUUCUGCUUCCUUGCUCUAAAAUGGCCGCAUGCUUGAACAGUAGAGUAAAAAGGCCGGCAUUUUGUUAAAGUUCAGCUUUUAGCCGAACUGUAAUAUCUCAGGCCAGUGCAGGUUUUUUUUGCUAACAGGAGCAAUCCGAGUAUCAGAUAAAUGAUUAUAAUCCCUGGGAGGUGCCUAACUCUGACUUGGUUAGAAGCUUCAAGAGCUAAUAAAGAAUAAAUGUUGAUUAACCCAUUCUUAACACUUUCUCAUUUCAGCUCUGUCGUCAAAUUAUCCAUAAAUCUUUCUGUAUUUUUCUAUAUAUAAAGCAAAGCCUCCUUAAAGAAAAUAUACCCUGUCAAGUAGAGAAUACCCAACAUAUUUUAAUUAAGAGUUAAAUACUACCUGAUCAUAGAAUGGAAAAUGUGUUUAGUGUUUACUGGAUUUUUUUUCUCCCUGUGCACAGUCCCGAGCUUGUAGCUUUACUAGAUGCACUAAUUCCUUUCUUCAGUGUAUGCAGUUAUACAUAUGAAUGGGACCUGCCAUGUGUUUUGCUCAGUUGAAGAGUCCUCCAACAACAUCAUCUAAAUCAAAUGGGAAUAAAUAAAAGGUGCUAAUAAAGAAGAAUGUCUUGGCACAAACAAAUGGCAGCUUCUGCUUAUAAAUGCAAAUAUGCAAAAAAAAUAAAUAAAUUUGAAUACACUCUAUUAGGCUUGGUUUAUAUCAUUGAUGGACAAUUAGCUGCCCUUCUGAACUUUGCUACGUUACAACUCAAAGCUCUUAAGACAGGCUUAAGCUAUUGGUGCUUUGCUAGGGUUUUCUUUUACCAAUAAUAUCUAAAGAGCCAUUGAUUCCCCUGCUUGUUAGGGUAGAACUCCACAAGCGUUUUCGCCGCAAUCCGACAAGCUGUGACUUGUUACAUGCAACAAAAAUAAGGUAAGUAAUAGAGUUGUCAACGCUGCGACGACAUGCGACAAUUCUAUUACCUUGUUUUUGUCGCAUGCG